GUCUUGUGUAAAUUGUAAAUUGAUAAAAAACCAAAAAAAAAUGGCGGAAUUUUGCUCACCGAAAGGCAGAUGCCCAUUGGCAGUCAGACGCUCGAACAAGACCAAAGAGCCGACCUUUCGGAACACGCUGACCGUGGGAAACCUCAAUGUGCGCUGCUCCACGCCCAUCUUGGGCCACGUGCGAUCGCCCAAUUUGUCACCCAUUAAUGAUGUGCGCACGGUGAUAAGUCCAGCAUCUCCAAUGAUUUUUAGAAAAUUGAAUAAACAACAAGAUAAAAAGUCGGCAGCUAUGGCAAAGCAAUCAGGAAAGAAGAGCAAUGGGAAGGAUGAAGAUACCAACAUGAGUUUGGACAACUUCUUGGAUGACUCAAGUACCGGCACCCCGGAAACAUCAUUGUGCCGGGAGACGCGUCGUCGUUCGUUGCAAGCUACGAAUCACUCGUUUGUCCUCAAUCAUGCCACCAAUGUGAAGGAAGUGCUGAUCCUUGUCGGCCUGGAGACCUAUCUGGAUAAAUUCGAUGCAUCGCAUAUGGAUCUGAUCGAUUUGGUGUCCAUGAAACGUGAUGAUCUCAAAAGAAUAGGCGUGCGCAAGGAUGAAGACUGCAAUCGCAUACUAGAAGCCCUCAAUGAUAUCUGAUCUUUGUAUUCCCAAAGCUGUCAAGCUAUCGCCGGCUGAUCCGCUUGCCAAGCUAUCCAGCAUUUUUAUAUAUCUAUUAAGAAUUAAAUCGAAAUUUUUGUAAACAACGGAAUAAAUUCCAAU
Messenger RNA from Drosophila grimshawi, 760 nucleotides. RefSeq names its product protein matrimony. The coding region runs from base 41 to 637 and encodes 198 amino acids. Gene Ontology annotation, molecular function: protein binding. The record is from RefSeq and is a predicted model, not a curated record. The transcript has a single exon. NCBI's taxonomy places the organism in Eukaryota, Metazoa, Arthropoda, Insecta, Diptera, Drosophilidae.